AUGACUGCUCAAUCUCUUAUUCUCUCAUCAUUUCUCAUUUCAUUUCUCUUCCAAAUUCAAUUCAAUUCCGCCACCAAUAAUGAUAAUACUACCACCUCCUCCUUCAUGGUAGCCAAACCCGGCUGCCAAACCACCUGCGGCAACCUCACCGUCCCUUACCCAUUCGGCAUAGGCCUAGAUUCCGGCUGUUCAAUAAGUCCCUGGUUCGAAGUUAACUGCAACGAAACAUUCUCACCUCCCAAACCCUUCAUCCGCGAUGGUAACAUCGAAAUCCUCUCCAUUUCAAAAACCCACAUGCGGAUUUCAAACAUAGUCGCCUCCAAAUGCUAUAACCAACUCGGUAACCAAACUCAGGCUAAAUCGGCCUGGAUUCGCUUAUCCGACGCGCCCUUCACCUUCUCCGAUACACUUAACAAAUACACAGUCAUCGGCUGCGACGAUUUGGCCUUGAUUUUGGGAUCCCUCGGCCGGAAUUUCACUAGCGGAUGCAUUGCUCUAUGUUCGAAAGCCGAAGAUGUAAUUGAUGGGGAGUGUACGGGAAUUGGGUGCUGUCAGACUUCGAUUCCAAAAGGGCUUAAGAGUUAUUUAGCGUCACUUAAUUCAUUAUCGAAUCAUUCGAAAGUCUGGUCGUUUGAUCCGUGUAGCUAUGCAUUCUUGGGGGAAGCAAGUAGAUUUACGUUUAGGGGACCGUCAGAUUUCUUGAAUCCGGAUGAUUUUAUUAACAGGACGAUUGAAACUGUGCCUGUGGUUUUGGAUUGGGUUAUUGGAAAUCUGACUUGUGAACAAGCUGUUAAAGAUAGUAAUGGGUUUGCUUGUCUGAAGAAUAGUUUUUGUAUUGAUUCUGAUAGCGGCGCCGGAGGUUAUCAGUGUGAUUGUAAUGAUGGUUUUGAUGGGAAUCCAUAUCUUAGCCCUGGAUGCCAAGAUAUUAAUGAGUGCGCCGGCGGGAGUAAUCCCUGCGACGAUAAUGCGGUUUGUAUAAACAAACCGGGAAACUUUAGCUGCAUUUGUAAGAAAGGAUAUUCCGGCGACGGCAAAAGGGUCGGCCGUGGUUGCGUUGCCCAUAAUUCACAGUUUCCGGUUUUGGGUUUCUCUCUUGGCUUGAGCUUCGGUUUCCUAUCCCUACUACUUGGGGUGACUUUUGUCUACUUUAGUCUCAAGAAAAGAACACUUAUGAAGCUAAGGGAAAAGUUUUUCCAUCAAAAUGGAGGAUUUCUACUAAGGCAACAAAUUUCCUCGGUAGAAGGAACCAUCGAAUCGGCCAAAAUCUUCACUGCAGAAGAGCUCCAAAAGGCCACUAACAACUACGCGAAUGAUCGGAUUCUCGGUCGUGGUGGUUAUGGCACAGUGUACAAGGGAAUCAUGCCUGAUCAUCGAGUAGUGGCAAUAAAAAAGUCAAGGAUAAUGGAUACGAGCCAAAUAGAGCAAUUCAUCAACGAGUUUGUGAUUCUUACUCAGGUUAAUCAUCGUAACGUGGUCAAAUUAUUAGGUUGUUGUUUGGAAACCGAAGUUCCUUUGUUAGUUUAUGAAGUUGUCUCGAAUGGAACUCUCUUCCAACACAUCCAUAAAUCUAUGUCGUGGUUAUCAUGGGACAACCGUCUUAGAAUCGCAUCGGAAACUGCUGGCGCUCUAUCUUACUUGCACUCGGCUGCUAACAUGCCUAUCAUUCAUAGAGAUGUCAAGUCCGCAAACAUAUUGUUAGACGAUAACUAUGUAGCCAAGAUAUCUGAUUUUGGAGCCUCGAGGCUAAUUGCACUAGACCAAAUUCAAGUCACCACCUUGGUACAAGGGACUCUAGGAUACCUUGACCCCGAGUACUUUCACACAAGUCAACUAACUGAGAAGAGCGAUGUUUACAGUUUUGGAGUGGUAUUGGCAGAGCUUCUCACAGGGGAGAAGCCAUUAUCUGCUGAUAGACCACAAGAGGAGAGAAGUCUCGCGUCACUUUUCCUCUUAGCAAUGAAAGAUAAUAGAUUGUUUCAAGUCUUGGAGCCUCGGGUUGUGCGAGAAGGGACACUAGAACAACUCCAACUUGUUGCGAGGCUUGUGAAGAGGUGUCUUAGCUUGAAUGGGGAGGAUAGGCCGACCAUGAAAGAAGUGGCGAUGGAACUCGAAGGAUUGAAGAGGUAUACAAAGCACCCUUGGGUUCAAACGCCAAACCAAGAAGAGAGUGUGGGAUUGAUGGGGGUCGAGUCAUCGGAUUUGUACACUGUGGAGAUGAGUUCUUAUUUGAGCAACGAAGGGAGUUCUCAACCUUUAAAUAGUAACAUAGUUCUCGGUUACAUGGACAUGGACCUUGCAAUACGGACAGAGCAACCCACUACUCCUACGAUUAUUAGCUCUCUUGAAGAGAAUGCUAAAUUUGAGAAAUGGGAACGCUCUAACCGCAUGAGUCUUAUGAUCAUAAAGCGUGCAAUUCUGGAGGUGUUCAGGGGUGUUGUGUCUGAAGACACCACCAAUGCUAAAGAUUACCUUGCAUAA
Messenger RNA from Impatiens glandulifera, 2478 nucleotides. RefSeq names its product wall-associated receptor kinase 1-like. Gene Ontology annotation, biological process: protein phosphorylation; cell surface receptor signaling pathway. NCBI's taxonomy places the organism in Eukaryota, Viridiplantae, Streptophyta, Magnoliopsida, Ericales, Balsaminaceae. The coding region runs from base 1 to 2478 and encodes 825 amino acids. Gene Ontology annotation, molecular function: calcium ion binding; polysaccharide binding; protein serine/threonine kinase activity. Gene Ontology annotation, cellular component: plasma membrane. The record is from RefSeq and is a predicted model, not a curated record. The transcript has 5 exons.